Heterostelium album PN500 is the source of this 840-nucleotide messenger RNA. It is a transcript of the gene tmem56C, whose product is annotated as TLC domain-containing protein. Lineage: Eukaryota; Evosea; Eumycetozoa; Acytosteliales; Acytosteliaceae. Gene Ontology annotation, cellular component: endoplasmic reticulum; membrane. The record is from RefSeq and is a predicted model, not a curated record. The coding region runs from base 1 to 840 and encodes 279 amino acids. Gene Ontology annotation, biological process: lipid homeostasis. The transcript is spliced from 3 exons.
AUGAAUAUAACAACUAGUACGUUAGAGUUGUUUGGUUUACAUGAAGCAAGUCGAGUGAUCAAUUUCAAUUAUCUACUGCAGACUAUCAUGUGUUCAAUGAUAUUCUUUGCAACCGAUAACUACUCUAGAAAAAUAGCAAAACUCUUUGGUGUCUCCAAACAAUAUGACCAACUUGGUGAAAAAGCGAAAAUAGAAUGGAAUCAAAGAACUGUUUCAAUGUUACACGCAAUCAUCGUUUUACCAUUGACCUUUAAAAUUAUAUAUGAUUAUCAUGGUCAAGAUUUAAUUUACUAUUAUAAUGAUUUAAUUUAUUAUACAUUACUUAUCUCUGGUGGCUAUUUCAUUUGGGAUAUGAAAGUUAGUUUCACAAGACCAGAUAUUGUUGGUAUUCCAAUGUGUAUUCAUGCAUUGGUAGGAUUUUUCGGUACUCAAUAUGUUAAUACUCUUCAUGCACCAAAUGUAUUUGCAGCAUUCACAGCAUCAUUAUUAUUUUAUGAAAUCAGUACUAUACCUUUGAAUUUGAAGGGAUUCAUUCAGGUUGUCAAUCCAAAGUCACCAUACUACGAGAGAUGUUUGUUGGUUUUCGCUGUUUCUUUCUUGUUUUCACGUUGUGUCUGGGGUGUCUAUGUAACAUUGGAGUUCCUUUAUAAUCUUUACUUCCACUACACAGAGUUACCAGUCGAUAAGAUCGUAGUACUAGUUGGUUCAGCAAUACUCUCGAUGUGUCUAAAUCUAAACUGGGGAUAUCUACUCAUUAGAAAGAUGAAACAAAAAGUUACAACAAGCAAAAGAGUUAACAUCAUCGCUGCAGAAUCACCAAAAUUAGUUAAAACAAACUAA